AUGAAUACUGAUUUAACACAUCCAGAAAUAUUAACUAUUGAACAAUUACAAAAUCAUUUAAUAAAAUUUGUUGGAUCUGAUAUAACAAAUGAUAAAUAUGAAUUAAUUCAAUUAUUUUAUAAAUAUAUUGCACCAUUACCUCAACGAAAAUUUCGUACAAAUCGUUUGGGAACAAUGCUUACAAAUAGUCAAACACAAUUUAAAGGAAAAAAACGAUUGAUAUCCACUGAUUUAGAGGAUAUAGAGAAAUCUUAUGAAUCGAAAUUAAAAUUAUCUGCAAAAGGAUUACAUAUACAAUCACAAGGUGAAAAACAUGAAUCAGAUCGUGGUAUUUAUACAAUAAAAAUGCAAAAAACAGCGAAUAAGAAUACAGCUCCAAUUAAACUAAAACGACCAGCAGCCACUACGACAAUAAACAAUGAUCAAGAAACAAAUAAACGUAUGAAAUUAGAUGAAACACAUGUUUGA
This is a messenger RNA of Rotaria sordida, 468 nucleotides long. Lineage: Eukaryota; Metazoa; Rotifera; Eurotatoria; Philodinida; Philodinidae. The record is from the annotation of a GenBank genome assembly.